ACGUACCCCAGUAAAAAGGGUCUAGUGACGCCUAUGCUAUUCGACAUGAAGAAGAAGAUUAUGAGGAUGCUGAUGAUCAUCAAUCAUUUAUUGUGAAGGUUCCGUGUCGGAAGUGUUGCUGGGACAAAUUCAUUCAGAUCCACACUCCAUACCAGUUGGUGGCAGCAAUGCACCAUUUCGUUGCGUGCCAACCGCCAAUAAAAUUCCAAGAAGAAGAAGAAGCAGACGCAGAAGAAGAAGAAUGUCGGUGUGACAUUUCACAACAGUAACCGAAGGCACGGGUGGAAAGCCAUGAUGACCGACUCUUCACUCCUCAACUCUGAGCAGGAGUUACAGCAGCAAGAGGAACUUUAUCAACAGUUGCUGUUACAGACAAUGGGAAAGAUGCAGACCAAGAAUCCAGACUCCAAAGUAAUUCGACCAGAGCCUGGCAUGUGUGUGAAGACUCUCUCCCAGCCAGGCAAGCAGAAGGUCUUCGUUAACAUCUGUCAGUCAAACUCAGUCCCGCCUCCACCAGACCUCUCCAGAGAGGAGCUUGAGGACCUGCUCCAAUCGGAUGAUCCAAGCGGCUACAGAGUUCCAAUGAGCCUCGGCGAGCCACACAUAGAAAUAGACAACAGCUCUCAGGGUUGCACAGCAUACGAUGUGGUCGUCAACCAGGAGUUCUUCCAAAAGUGCCAGAAGGAUCCCUUGUUCCAGCAGUUUGUCAUUCUUGUGUCUAUGGAGGGUUUGGAGAACAAAUAUAAUCUGGAGCUAAGUCGAGACUGGAAGGUGCUGAAGAACAGAAAGUUUUUGGGUUCUGUUAGCGAGCAGAACAUCCGGACAAAGAGCAGGCCCGUGAUUCAAGAACUGAAGCCUCAGGAGAGCUCCACUGCUACGGCCAAACGACCAGAGUUCACUUUGCUUGUGGAGCCCCCUGAUGGCGACCCUGAGUACCUCAUUGCUGAAAUAAUGCUACCUGGGGUGCCGUCGUCUCGCUCUCUGGUUUUGGAUGUGGGGGAGGACCGACUGGUGUUGACGGCUCGGCCCUCGCUCUUCCAUCUCGACAUCUUCCAUCCCUUCCUCGUUGACCAGGAGAACAGUGUGGCACAAUACAACAACAGCACUCAGAUCCUUACAGUGACAAUGCCUGUGGUAUCUUCAUGAAACUACAGAAGUAAUGUCCAGUUAUUUAUGAAUAUUGUUGAAAAAUGAUGCUGUCAUAAUAAAAGGGUUUUUAUAAAGUCA
Messenger RNA from Micropterus dolomieu (smallmouth bass), 1227 nucleotides. It is a transcript of the gene pih1d1, whose product is annotated as PIH1 domain containing 1. Bases 292 to 1146 code for a protein of 284 amino acids. NCBI's taxonomy places the organism in Eukaryota, Metazoa, Chordata, Actinopteri, Centrarchiformes, Centrarchidae. Gene Ontology annotation, biological process: box C/D snoRNP assembly; rRNA processing. The record is from RefSeq and is a predicted model, not a curated record. The transcript has 12 exons. Gene Ontology annotation, cellular component: cytoplasm; R2TP complex; ribonucleoprotein complex.